Molecule: messenger RNA, 198 nt
Organism: Menidia menidia (Atlantic silverside)
Lineage: Eukaryota; Metazoa; Chordata; Actinopteri; Atheriniformes; Atherinopsidae
Source: the annotation of a GenBank genome assembly
AUGGCCUCAGCACCACCACCACCACACACCAUGGUGGUCUUCACAGUGCUGCCCCACCAGUCACCGCUGGAGCAGGUGUCAUGGCCCACCAAGGGAAGCUGCCGCCGCGCUGCCAGGUCCCCGUCCUCGCUCGUAGUAGUGAUUGAGCCUAGUGGAGUGGAGAAGGAGGAUGCUGCUCCGAGCUUCUUUCUGCGCGGC